AUGCGUUCUUCGAAUGAUAUGCGGAAACUGGGACGUUCUUGGAAAUACCAAGCACGAAAAGAGCUUCAGGCUGCUUUCCCCGAGUCUCGUGUAUCUGCAAGCAAUGGCCAUGUCACUCGAGCCUCACGUGAGGAAGAAGAGGGCCUUGAAGAAAUUCGGCAGCUCAUGUCUGCUUUCGGCGCUCAGCAUAAUCCAACGCCAAGACUGCUCACCCUCAACAUGCCUAUCACCGAUGACACCGCUCAGGCAAGUGAAGCUCCUCUCGAGCAAAUCCUCCAAUUUAUGGAUGAGCGGUCGGAGCUAGUUGAGAUGCUAAUGCCGGAUGGCGAGGUUGACGACUUGGAAGUCGACGACUGGGAGGAUCUCCCAGAGCCAUUGGUUGACUUUGUUCAACGGCAGGAUGGACUCAAGCGCAAUAGAGAACCGAUCACAUCUCGCGAAGAGUUUGAGGUUGCCUACAGCCUUCUGACGAAAGGCCAAGAUGGCCCGAAAAUCUUGGACAUUACAGCUUACUAUAUCGGCGCUUUUUGUCUACGGCGAGUUAAUCGCCAGGUCUAG
This is a messenger RNA of Talaromyces rugulosus, 558 nucleotides long. RefSeq lists its product as uncharacterized. Bases 1 to 558 code for a protein of 185 amino acids. NCBI's taxonomy places the organism in Eukaryota, Fungi, Ascomycota, Eurotiomycetes, Eurotiales, Trichocomaceae. The transcript has 2 exons. The record is from RefSeq and is a predicted model, not a curated record.